This is a messenger RNA of Mesorhabditis spiculigera, 2073 nucleotides long. The record is from the annotation of a GenBank genome assembly. NCBI's taxonomy places the organism in Eukaryota, Metazoa, Nematoda, Chromadorea, Rhabditida, Rhabditidae.
AUGCGACAAACCCUCCCGAACGGCUCGCGAUACGGUCUGUGGGGGCGAGACGAUACUUUCCAAGCAACAGGUUGUGUGAAGUCGUAUGCCGGUCAGCGAGCUCCGGGGCCAAAUUCAUCUGGCGUGUGGCCGACGGGACGCCGUGUCAAGGAACUACGCAUCGCUCCGUUUGUUCCAGUGGCGUCUGCCAGCCUCGACUGGCCGGAACGACGACUUCUAGACGGACAGAGCUGGAGUGGACAAGAUGCGGCCGGUGCGGCGACACCUAGGAUCGUGACCGGCGCGUGGGGCAGCUGCUCAGCUUCUUGCGGUCCGGGCGUGUCAUCACGAAAAGCCGAAUGUGUCGCCCUGCACCCAAUGACACGCAAUAUCAUCCAACUGCCCGACAGCGAAUGUUCCGCGCUUCCCCAGCCGCCUCUAUUUCAGCCUUGCGAAGAACGACCUUGUCCGCUACAGGAAGAGCCAAAAGAUGCGAAAGACAGCUCGCCCUAUCGCUGGGAACACGGAGAAUAUGGACAAUGCUCGGCCAGCUGCCUUGGAGGGAAACAAAAAGCCGUGUUGAUGUGCGUGGAGGUGGCGACGAACCGUCCGGUGUCGUGGUCGCACUGUGAUGCCAGGCGAACCCCUCCAGAACGUGUGAAAACCUGCAACACGCAGCCGUGUCCGGCAACUUGGCAGGCGGGCCAAUUCUCGGAAUGUACGGCAACGUGUGGCGGAGGGACGAAUACGCGGAACGUCCGCUGUGUACGCCCCAUCUCAAAAUCAGGUGGAGCCGACUCGAACCUCAUCCUGCCCGACAAUCAAUGCCCACAUCCGAAACCACCGGAAACGCAACCCUGCGCGCAAGUUGCUUGUCCCGCCGAUUGGGUGACUGGCGUGUGGUCAGAGUGUUCCUCGUCGUGCGGCAGCGGUGAGCAACGACGACGCGUCGAAUGCGAGGGCCGAGACUCGCGCGGGCGCAGCGAACGUCGAAGCGAACGCGAAUGUGCCGCGCAACGGCCCCAUCACGUUCAAAUGUGCAACCUGGGCCCCUGUGGCGAGAAGCCGCAACUAAAAUCGAACCGCGUCUUCGAGCAGGCCAGCGACGAGAAGAAGCUGACGCUGGGAAUCGGGGGCGUGGCCACGCUAUAUCAAGGCACAAGUCUCAAGAUCAAAUGUCCGCGGAAGAACUUUGACAAGAAGCGAAUCUAUUGGACAAAGGAUGGCAGACGGAUCAGGAAUGAUGCUCACAUCAAAGUAUCGACAAACGGCAACCUCCGCAUCAAACAUGCUCGACUGGAAGACGCCGGAACCUACGAAUGCUUCACCGACAGUCUACAGGGCAACGUCACGCUCCACUUCAAAUACCACGACGAGGCAGAUAGCGUUCAGAAAGCGCUGGACAGUAAUCGCGUCGAAUCACAUCUGCACCCAAAGCAUUCACGGCUCUAUAAUAUCACACGUCUGCAGAACCUAUUGACAGAAAUCUCGGACGCCGAAGAGCUGCUGAAAGAGCUGAAACCAUUCCACUCGCUUUUCAAGGUGCGCGACGUGUCUUGCUUGAUGGUGAUCGAGGGCGGGACGACGAAACGCACCGAUAUCGCGGUGUGCAGCCUCAGCCCAAGCUCGAAACCCCCAAAUACAAGACCAUGCCAAAUGAUUGGAUGCCCGAAAUGGGAGACGUCUGAAUGGACUGAGUGCGCGCUGUCACGCUGCGUGCGCGACGGUGUCGCCCAACAGCGCCGUAUCCUGCGUUGCUUGGCGCAAAACGGCACCGAGGUCGACGUCGACCAGUGCGACCGGUCGAAUCGCCCGAAGCCGAAGAAGGACUGCGAGAAUGCCAAAUGCAAAGCCGAGUGGCGGGCCAGCGAAUGGGGCACGUGUACGCAGAGUUGUGGGAAUGGAGGCGUACAGCUGCGCAUGCUUCAAUGCGUGUGGACUGUUUCCGGAAAAGCGGCCGGCCGCUCUUAUGCCUCGUGCGAGGACCUGUCCCGUUUUUGUGACAUCAUCAAGCUAUUCCACUCAUGCGAUUCUGAGGAAGUACGGCGACGCUGCUGCGCUUCGUGCACCAGAUACGAUUUCCGGCGGCGAACC